Prorocentrum cordatum is the source of this 972-nucleotide messenger RNA. Lineage: Eukaryota; Dinophyceae; Prorocentrales; Prorocentraceae. The record is from the annotation of a GenBank genome assembly.
CCCCCCCUCCCGUCCUCCCUCCCUCCCUCCCCCCCCCCCUCCGUGCCAUGGACGACGUGCGCGGCGGCCGCGGCGCCCCGGCGGGCCGCAGCCGUAGCCCCAAGCGCCAGGCGGCGGCGGGGCGCCCCGCGGUGGCGGUGGUCGGAGGCGGCUUGGCUGGGCUGGCGCUGGCCCGCGCGCUGCAAGUGGAUUCCGUCACCGCGGCGGGAGCCGCGGUGAUCGUGCUGGAGGCUUCGGUGACGCUGUCGUCGCCCUUCGCCGGCGCCCUGACCAUUCACCAGGCUGCGGCGCGCGCGUUGCGCCGCCUGGGCCUCUGGGAGGAGUGGCUGCGCAUCCGGGAGGAGGACUCCCAGGAGCCUGACCAGAGUGAAGGCUGCGCUUCGAGGGAGGCCCUGCUGAACAUGCUGGCCGGCAGCCUCCGGCCGGGCACGCUGCGCCUUGGCUGCGGUCUGGUGGGCCUGCGCGACGCCGGCGGCCUGGGGCUGCUUUGCGAGCUGCAGGGUGGCAACGUGCUCGGGCCUUUCGACGUAGUCGUCGGCGCAGACGGCCUGCGCUCGUCGGUGCGCCGCCUGGCCGCCCUGCCUCCGCUGCGCCGCGCGCGCCUGCGGGUGCUGCUGCUCGGCGACGCGCAGCGCGAGUUCGGGCGAGAGCGGGAUCUCGGGCUGCGGCGCAUUCGCUCCGGCGCGAACGAGGCCCUCGAGAGUGCCGUCAGCCUCGCCGGGUCCCUCGCGGAGGCGUUGCACGGGCGCGGCGGGGCCGCCCCGCCCAGCGGCGCCGGGCCCGAGCCGCUCGGGGGGCUGCGCGCUCACAGCGCGGAGCUGGCCCUGUGCUGGGCCUCAUGGCUGCGCUACUCGGCGGGGGAGCUGGGCGCCAGGUGCCGUCGGAGGCCGCCCUGAUGCACGUGGGCGCGCGGCGUCCCGCGGCGGCCCUCGGAGCUGUGCCAUCCCGUGCUGCGCAGUGAGCGGGGCGCCA